AUGCUGCUCGCAAUAGCGGUAAAUUUUGUUGCCGCUGCCUGGGAAUCACCUCAGCAACUCAAUCGUCCAGAAACCAUGCACUGGAUGGAUUGUGAUGCCGGAUUGUACAUCAUCAUUUAUCCGUGCCCUUGCGUCCGACGGCCCGAAAGUCAUGACUGCAUCUCAUACGACAACCGCUACCAGGCGUCGACCUUGGAGGAGGCCGUCAUGAACUUCCCAGAUCUGACGCUGAUGCACAUGCCGAUGAUGAAGAUGAACGAAGAACCCACUGCUUCAAUGUCGACCACAGAGGAGCCGGAAGCAACUCCAAGAAUUGCCACCACCGAAAGGCCAAAAGACAGCGCUGGCUAUCGCUGCACGCAAAAGACGUGCCUCCACUGCACUCACAUGCUCACAACGAGGCUAAAAUCAGCGGGCAUGCUGACCGACGAUGAGUUCGACCAAGUGAGGAGACGCUUGGGGAUACCACACAUGACAGAGUCUAGAGAGUGCAGACGAUAUCGCUUCUCAACGCCCUAUGUACCAGAAUUGCGCGAAAGUGGUGACUUUCAAGACGAAGGUAUAGGACGACGUGUCAAGCAUGUCAUGAAAACGUUCUCGAGCAUGGGUCUCGAAAAAUGGAACAGAUUUCAUAGUUGGCGAACAAAACGGGCACUGAAUUCAACCUCACAGAUAGGAACAGAAUACAAAAUUGACUGUAUAAAGAGAGGACAACCGUUGGAUCACGGUUCUGACUGGCUGGGUUUGUGUAAUUUUUGUUGGUCAUGGAGGAAGUUGCCAAAAAACUUCUUUCCUCAGUUUGUGAACGAACUCGUCUGUGAUGCAGACACGAAGUGUCUAUCAGGAUGGGGCAUGUGUCGACAGAGGCACAAAAGUAUCGAAGUGCUUCAGAACCUUGGAACAAAAGAGAAGCCAAAUUACAAGCCGCUUACCAUCCAUUCACCAAACCUUUGUGACUGCUAUGUGAAAUUCGGGUCGGCAAUGCACGCCUUUAUAUCUGCUUAA
Molecule: messenger RNA, 1005 nt
Organism: Soboliphyme baturini
Lineage: Eukaryota; Metazoa; Nematoda; Enoplea; Dioctophymatida; Soboliphymatidae
Source: the annotation of a GenBank genome assembly